CCAGCGGCAGUUUCCAGCUGCGCUCGCGAGCCGACCGUUAGUCUCUCCUCCGGAUCCGGCUCCAUAUCUAAUCCAGGUCUCAGUCUCCCGGUCUUCCUCCGGAGUUGUAACGACUCCGGUCCUCAGCUGUUCUGUUUCCCGCUGACGGCUGCUAGAACUCCGGUUCUGACCGACCCUCUGGAACUGGUUCUCCUCCCUCUUCUCACAGUCGUUUCGCCGCUGUCCUUACUGCGCAGAUGAGGCUCCCGGUUAUGCUGUCGCUCCUCUGGGCUGCUGGGCUUUCUGCUGUAGCUCCGGACCGACCCGAGACUCCAGUGGUAGACGUGCUGAGUCUGCAGGACUCGAAGCAGAGCGUGUCGGCGGUGGAGAGUCUGUCGGCCGCUUUGAGCGCGCUCAGUGACGUCUACCUCGUCUCCACGCUGCGGCUUCCUUCCAAGCUGGGCGGCGUCCUGCUGGGCGUCUACAGCAGGCAGGACAACAGGAAGUACCUGGAGGUCGCCAUCAUGGGCAAGAUCAAUAAAGUGCUGGUGCGGUACGUGCGCUCGGACGGGAAGCUGCACACGGUGAACCUGCACCACGCCGCGCUGGCUGACGGGAGGACGCACUCCAUCAUCCUGAGGCUGGGGGGGCUGCAGAGGGACUCAAUGACCGCUGAGCUCUACGUAGACUGCCGAUUGGCCGACUCCAGCCAGGGCCUGCCCUCAUUGGUCCCCCUGCCCCGGGAGGCGGAGCAAGUGGAGCUGAGGCACGGGCAGAAGGCCUACGCGCGCCUGCAGGGCUCCGUAGAGUCCCUGCGUCUGGCUCUGGGGGGGUCAGUAGCUACAGCUGGAGCUCUGACUGACUGUCCUUUCCAGGGAGACGCCUCGGCAUACAACUCAGUGAGCGGGGAGCUGAACUCCAUCCUGGGUGAUCACACCAAGGCUCUGAUUGGUCAGCUCAUCAUCUUCAACCAGAUCCUGGGAGAGCUGAGACAGGACAUCAGAGAACAGGUGAAGGAGAUGUCUCUGAUCAGAAACACCAUCCUGGAGUGUCAGGUCUGUGGGUUCCAUGAGCCUCGCUCCCGCUGCUCCCCUAACCCCUGCUUUAAGGGCGUGUCUUGCAUGGAGAGCCUACAUUACCCAGGAUACACCUGUGGAGCCUGUCCCCCCGGGACCAGUGGCAACGGGACACACUGUCAGGACAUUAACGAGUGUGAGCUGCAGCCCUGCUACACCCCUGAAGCCUGUGUGAACACUGUGGGGGGGUUCACCUGUCAGCCGUGUCCUCCUGGACUGUGGGGGCGCUCGCUCGCUGGGACAGGACUGGACUACGCCAAGACACACAGACAGGAGUGUGUGGAUGUGGACGAGUGUGUGGAUCUCCCCGACGCCUGUGUGUCCAACUCUGUGUGCAUCAACACCGUGGGCUCGUACAGGUGUGGGGGCUGUAAACCUGGUUUUCUUGGUAACCAGUCGUCGGGCUGCUUCCCCAGGAUGUCGUGUGCGGCGCUGACCUUUAACCCCUGCGACACCAACGCCCACUGCAUCAUGGAGAGGAGCGGGGGGGUGGCCUGCAGGUGUAACAUCGGCUGGGCAGGUAAUGGGAACACCUGUGGAACAGACACAGAUAUUGAUGGAUAUCCGGACCGCUCUCUGCCCUGCAUCGACAACCACAAACACUGCAAGCAGGAUAACUGUGUGUCCACACCGAACUCGGGUCAGGAGGACGCCGACAACGAUGGGAUCGGAGACCAGUGUGACGAGGACGCUGACGGAGACGGCAUCAAGAACGUGGAGGAUAACUGCCGGCUGGUCCCCAACAAAGACCAGCAGAACUCGGACAGCGAUUCGUUCGGAGACGCCUGUGAUAACUGUCCCAACGUCCCCAACACCGAGCAGAAGGACACGGACAGCAACGGGCAGGGAGACGCCUGCGACCAGGACAUCGACGGGGACGGUAUUCCUAACGUCCUGGAUAACUGUCCGAAGGUCCCGAACCCGAUGCAGACAGACAGAGACAGAGACGGAGUGGGAGACGCCUGCGACAGCUGCCCUGAACUCAGCAACCCCACACAGACCGAUGUCGACAACGACCUGGUGGGGGACGUGUGUGACACCAACCAGGACAUGGACGGGGACGGUCUGCAGGACAGCAGGGACAACUGUCCCGACCUGCCCAACAGCUCACAGCUGGACUCGGACAACGACGGCCUCGGAGAUGCCUGCGACCACGACGACGACAACGACGGCGUCCUGGACGACUACGACAACUGCCGACUCGUCGUCAACCCCAAUCAGAAGGACUCCGACAUGAACGGGGUGGGGGAUGUGUGUGAGGACGACUUUGAUAACGACUCAGUGUUGGACCUUGUGGACGUUUGUCCUGAGAGUGCUGAGGUCACGCUGACCGACUUCAGAGCCUAUCAGACGGUGAUCCUGGACCCCGAGGGCGACGCCCAGAUCGACCCCACCUGGGUGGUGCUCAACCAGGGGAUGGAGAUUGUGCAGACGAUGAACAGUGACCCGGGCCUCGCUGUGGGCUACACGGCCUUCAACGGCGUGGACUUCGAGGGAACGUUCCACGUGAACACUGUGACGGACGACGACUAUGCCGGCUUCAUCUUCGGGUACCAGGACUCGUCCAGCUUCUACGUAGUGAUGUGGAAGCAGACGGAGCAGACGUACUGGCAGUCGCUGCCCUUCAGAGCGGCUGCGCAGCCGGCCCUGCAGCUCAAGGCAGUGAAGUCACGCACGGGCCCUGGGGAGUUCCUGAGGAACGCUCUCUGGCACACGGGGGACACGACGGGGGAGGUGAAGCUGCUCUGGAAGGAUCCCAGGAACCAGGGCUGGAGGGACAAGACCUCGUACCGCUGGAGUAUCACCCACCGGCCCCAGGUGGGAUACAUCAGGCUCCGGCUGUUUGAGGGGACGGAGAUGGUGGCGGACUCUGGAGUAGUGAUCGACACCACGAUGCGAGGAGGCCGUCUCGGCGUCUUCUGCUUCUCUCAGGAAAACAUCAUCUGGUCCAACCUGCGCUACAGGUGCAACGACACGGUGCCUGAAGACUUCCAGAUCCACCGCAAACAGUUUCUGAUGCACAUCCAGGUGUGAGAGGACUGCUGGAGGGGGGGGGGGGGGACUCAUUCUAUUCAGUCAGAUUAAAAAAGGUCUGCAGAUUUGAGACGUUACUGAAAGAGCGUUUGUGAUUGCUCCGUUCUCUUUCAUCCCCGACAUAUUCUUUUUUACGCGUCAUUUUACAACUGUAACAUUUUAACCAUCAGGCGGGAAAAAAGGAUAUCUUCCAAAGAUCCUGUUCGUAAUGACGGAGACUAUCCAGACUGAAUCUGAAAUCUUUCACAGCUUUCCCCCGACUCAGUAUACUCUUAUUAUUUCACCCCUAAGGGCCGCUAACUGUCAGAGAUAUUUCACAUGUACCUGAUGUUCGGGAGAAGCAAACACUGCUGAGUAGCGCUAAGCUAACGAGAAGCUAACGAGACGCUAAUGGAUGUCGGAAGUGGAGUAAUGCUUUAAAUGUUUCUGUGUUUUUUAAAUGUACAUAUCUUUGUUGAAAUAAACUCCUGUCCGUGACUUUUCCUAAAA
Messenger RNA from Eleginops maclovinus (Patagonian blennie), 3578 nucleotides. It is a transcript of the gene thbs3a, whose product is annotated as thrombospondin 3a. Gene Ontology annotation, cellular component: extracellular region. Gene Ontology annotation, molecular function: heparin binding; calcium ion binding. The transcript has 23 exons. Gene Ontology annotation, biological process: cell adhesion. The record is from RefSeq and is a predicted model, not a curated record. NCBI's taxonomy places the organism in Eukaryota, Metazoa, Chordata, Actinopteri, Perciformes, Eleginopidae. The coding region runs from base 237 to 3089 and encodes 950 amino acids.